AUGACCAGAUCCACCGAAUCUACCCGGGACCUGAAGGAGCAUAUCCAUGUAUUUAACUUUCCCACGAAUCUUUUGGAGGUAUUGUCACUGCGUGACUCCUCCCUUGGGGAAACUCCCGCUCCAGUAGCUACCCCCAAACGGCCUGUGGCACCACCACAGCCAACCUCAUCGGGUUCUAUCCCUUCAUGCGCUACCUGUCUUGGAGCAAACCUGUCGGAUGUGAAGGAACAACGGGACCACUUUCGAUCAGACUGGCAUCGGUAUAAUGUCAAAAUGCGUCUACAAGACCCCUCACACCAACCUGUGAGCGAGGAGCAAUUUACCAAACUGGUACAAGACCUCGCUGAAUCGCUCUCGGGAUCCGAGUCUUCUACCAAUUCCAGUUCAUCUGAAGAUGCAGUAUCAGCCUUGCUUCAGAGGAAACAGAAAAGAGGGAUAGAUUACGGACAGCCAGACGACGAUGAUUUGCCAACCCUGCCGCGAUCACCCAUCGCCUGGUUCCAUGCUCCUAAUGAAUACCCAGACACACAAUUUGGCGUAUAUACCGCGCUGUUCCCGACAGGAACAGAGCCUGGUGAUUAUACCAAGGCUUUAAGGAAUCUACAGAGCGACGGUCCCGAAGAUCGUUUGUGGACAAUGCUAGCGACAGCAGGCGGUCAUUUCGCCGGGCUUGUUGUUCGCGUCAAGAUCCCGCGUCAAGCAGAAUCGUCUAGGAACAAGAAGGCAGCCCCGGAGAUGGAAAUUAUCAAACACAAGACCUUCCAUCGAUACACUACUCGACGAAAGCAGGGAGGGUCACAGUCAGUAAACGAUAAUGCGAAGGGGCCCGCCAAGAGCGCAGGAGCCCAGCUACGACGAUAUGGAGAACAAGCGCUACGCGAAGACAUCCAGGGGAUACUUGCUGAAUGGUCUGAAGACGUUCGCAAAAGUGAACUUAUAUUCUUCAGGGCAAGUGUUUCUAACCGGAAGAUGUUCUGGGAUUGGGAGAAUGCGCCCAUUAAAAAAGGCGAUCAUCGUUUGCGUAGCUUCCCAUUCCCCACUAGGCGACCAACCCAAGCCGAACUGAUGCGUUGUCUCGUUGAACUAACGCGAGUGAAGGUCUCGCAUCUAUCUGAAGAUGCCUUGCGCGCGCUAGAAGAAUCCCAACGAGCAUCCAUUCCGAAGCCCAAAGUUCCAAUCGCCAAAGCCCCUGUACCUGAGAAACCUACCAAAGAGAAACCCGCUGCACUCUCCAAAGAAGAGGAAGCCAUACGAGAUAAGUGGACGCGACUCAUGGACAUGAUUAUCAAGGGCCGCAUAGACCCACUCAAGACGUUCUGGGAGAAGAAUCCCGAUAUCACUGUCAAUACCAUGGUACCGGAGUGGGCACAGGCAAGUGACCGUGGAUUGUCUACCCUUCUCCAAGUCGCGAGUGCUGCCGGUCAAGAGGCAGUCGUCAGGUGGCUCCUUGAAGACCAAAGGGCAGACCCGACUGUUCCUAUCCCAUCUGGCGCUGUUGCGGCAUCUGCCUUCCCCAGUGCAUCUGACUCGGAUCGGAGGCACCUCGAGCAACCGGACAAGCACGAAAGGCGUACCAUAUUGCAGCAAAUCGAUCUACUAGAAAUGCUUUUCGAAGACGUUCUCAGUCCAGAAAUGGAGGCGGAGCGCGACAAGAAGAAGAACGCCAGGCGGACCAAUCUCAGGGACAAACUACGUGAGCGAGAGAAGGCAAGAGAGGAACAGGCGCGCGCCGAGGAGCUUGCUGCCAAGGAGGCUGAGGCUCGGGAGAGAGAACUCGCGGCUCAAGCGAAACUCAGCACUCCAACUACUGGGCCACAAAAACUUGGAGGGAGCGGUGGAACCAGCGGUGCCAAUAGCAUGGCAGGUCUAACACCCGAGAUGCGUGCCAAGAUUGAGAGAGAGCGGCGAGCAAGGGCGGCAGAGGCUCGACUGGCAGGUCGAUGA
This is a messenger RNA of Rhizoctonia solani, 1944 nucleotides long. Its product is annotated as cytoplasmic protein. The record is from RefSeq and is a predicted model, not a curated record. The transcript has 6 exons. The coding region runs from base 1 to 1944 and encodes 647 amino acids. NCBI's taxonomy places the organism in Eukaryota, Fungi, Basidiomycota, Agaricomycetes, Cantharellales, Ceratobasidiaceae.